AUGAAACAUGUCAAUAUUGACACCGUCAGUAUAAUAUCAAGAUAUGUCAAGGUUGUUGCAAGAAAUUUUGCUAGCAGGGUAUUUCCUGUGGUCGUCCAAUCUUCCUUCAUGACAACCAUUAGAUCGGGAGAUCCCAGAGUUCUACUCUAUCCUACCGAUUCGGAUGGGAACUUGUGCGGCACUCGGAAAGCUAAAGUUUGUGUUGAGACGUGUCCUAAUGAAACAUUUGUUGCUCAUCCAUCAAUGCCUGGCAUAGAAGAAAGAAUCUCGCAACUGAUUUGCAAAUAUGAUGCAAGAAGAUAUGAUAAGAGUUUUGCUGAUUUAAUAAGUGAUGAAGAUUGUGCAAUGAUAUACAUUAAAAGUAAAGCAGUUCUUGGAGUAUGUAUUCCUAAAAGGGUUUUAAAUGAUGAAAAGUUAGAAGAUGAAAAUAAUAUAUCUAAUGAGACCAAGAGCGAAAAGGACAAACUUAUUGAAAAUGGUUUCAUGGCUGCUCGGUAUGUGUUGCAGUUUUUAAGUUCUGGUCAAUUGGGAGAAAAAAUAUUUCAGGAUUUCUUGUCCUCAUGGCAUUUGAUUUUGAUAGGAUUACUAAUUUCUAUGCUGGUAUCACUGAUCUGGACUGUUCUGUUGCGAUGGAUUGCUGCACCUCUGUUAUACUCUGCAUUUCUGAUUGUACUUGCUGCCUGUGCUUUUGGUGGGAUACAGUGUGUUUUAAAAUACUUAGAGCUGAAGGGGGGUAAAGUAGAAGGCUUGAAACUUGCUGAAGUAGUACAAAAUGUGUGGCUUGCUCUUGCUGUGGUUUCUGCAUUGAUGUUUUUUAUUUUCCUCUUGCUGAUAAUUUUCUUCAGAAAAAACAUAAAAUAUGCAGUCGCACUUGUUGGUGAAGCGAGCAAAGCUGUGGGCUCAAUGUUUACUACUUUGAUUUUCCCAGUCAUUUCUUAUGCAGUAAUGUUGGCGCUCUUUGCUAUAUGGGUUACCAUAGCUUUAUACAUAGCUUCUUCUGGAAAGGCAUCAUUUGUUAUUGCUGAUGCCCCUGAAGACAGUGGAUUACAAAAUGGCACCAUUUGCAAUCCUAAGUCUUUUCAAAACAAUGCUUCGACUGAUGGAGCAAAGUGCAUAUUUCAGGAUUAUGGCCUUGAAAAUAAUUUAUACACGGCUCACAUUUACAACACCGUUUUAAUUAUUUGGGCACUGGUGUUCCUCAUUUGCCUUUCUCACCUGACAAUGGCUGGAGCAUUUGGUGAUUAUUACUGGACUUUGGAUAAGAGUAAUAUUAACAGAUGCUCAUGGAUUAAAAGUUUAUAUUAUGCUUUUCGUUACCACUUGGGAUCCAUUGCUUUUGGGUCUCUGGUGAUUGGAUCCCUUGGUAUUGUGAGUGGCCUACUUCAAUGCAUCACUAUGAAAGCUCGUAGAUUUGAUAACGUAAUUACAAGGCCUCUAUUUAAGUAA
Molecule: messenger RNA, 1446 nt
Organism: Uloborus diversus
Lineage: Eukaryota; Metazoa; Arthropoda; Arachnida; Araneae; Uloboridae
Product: choline transporter-like protein 5-B
Exons: 13
Coding region: 1-1446 (481 amino acids)
Biological process (GO): transmembrane transport
Cellular component (GO): membrane
Molecular function (GO): transmembrane transporter activity
Source: RefSeq, a predicted model, not a curated record